AUGUCAUUCAUACUGAAGAGUGCCUAUAUGAAUCAGGAUGCUGAUCCUGAAAAGAUCAAGAUGGCUGAAGUCCAAUUUGAUGCAAUGUCUAAAACAUUUAAUACAAUGCUGAAAAGUUGUCGAAACAAAUGUAUACCCGAUGAAUAUGGUGAAGCUGAUUUAAACAAAGGUGAAAUGAUGUGUAUUGAUAGAUGUGUUGCUAAAUAUUAUAAAACCAAUUUAAAGAUAGGACAGGUGAGUGCUCUUUGA
Hansenula anomala is the source of this 249-nucleotide messenger RNA. RefSeq names its product Tim12p (gene TIM12). The transcript has 2 exons. Gene Ontology annotation, cellular component: mitochondrial inner membrane. Gene Ontology annotation, biological process: protein insertion into mitochondrial inner membrane. NCBI's taxonomy places the organism in Eukaryota, Fungi, Ascomycota, Saccharomycetes, Phaffomycetales, Wickerhamomycetaceae. Bases 1 to 249 code for a protein of 82 amino acids. The record is from RefSeq and is a predicted model, not a curated record.